Sorghum bicolor (sorghum) is the source of this 1391-nucleotide messenger RNA. RefSeq lists its product as uncharacterized. The record is from RefSeq and is a predicted model, not a curated record. The transcript has 7 exons. Bases 55 to 1077 code for a protein of 340 amino acids. Lineage: Eukaryota; Viridiplantae; Streptophyta; Magnoliopsida; Poales; Poaceae.
CUCCUCGCUCCCUCUUCCACGCUGGGAAAUCACAACCCGCCGCUUAUUCCCGCCAUGGCCCCCACGCUUCCCGCCAUGACGCCGCCGCCGCCGGAGCAUGGCACCAGCACGGAGCCGUCGUCCGCGGCGAAGAGGGCGUCCACGAGCCCGACGGCGCUGUCCACCAAGAGCCAGAAGGCGCGGUCCGAGCGCAAAAAGAGGAAGCCGCCGCCGCUUCCCGAGUUAACGCCGGCCAAGACCUCGGAUGCCACUGAACUGGCAUCCAAGAAGAAGCUAGUGCUAGCCGCGCCCUGCCACGCCGGCGGCGGCGGGCAAUCUAGCAAGGGCGCCGCCCAAGGGAAGAGCGGCGGACACCAAUCCGGCAAGGACGCGCUGGCGCACAAGGCCAAGACUUUGGAUGAGAUGCGCGAGAUGUAUCCUCACCUCGUUGAUGAGGCCAUGGCCCUUGUCGACCCGGCGGUGCUGGAGAGGGUGCUCCCCCGCAUUGAUGACAACGAGGCGCAGGCGUUGGACAAGAAGAUCAAGGGGACGAGGAGGCAGCUCACCAAGGCCAUCACGGAAUCGGCAAGGCUAAAAGACAUGGAAACAUCCACAUUAUUUCUGUGUCAAGCUACUAGGCUUCAACUAGAAAAUUCAAGAGUGGAUAAAGAGGAUGGUCUGGAUAUUUGUGCUCAAGAACGAUUGGCACGAGUGGAACAUGAAAUAGUGGAACUGAGACAGAUUGUGAUUGAUUCUCACUAUCAGGCAACGAUAGAGAGCAAUCCACUCCGUGAUAAUUCAUCAUUGAAGGGUGUAAGAUGUAAGUCUGAAGAGAGUCACCCUCAGCCGGCUGUAGCUGAAAAUCAGAUUCCAUGCAAUAUACUACAAGAGAAGAUCGAAGUGCCAAAUGGCUUCCCCCAUGAAAAGACUGAGGAGGUUACAUCUAAGUAUAAACAUGAUGGUGUCCUUCCCCCUAGAAUCCCACGCAAUACUCUGAAACUGCAAGGGUUGAUAAAGCCACCAUUCAAUACAUUUCAUGGCCGGACAAGAAAGAUUGAUGCAGAAAGUCAGACUGUGCCCAAUAUGAUCCGAAGAUAAUACCAUUGCUACCAAGGCAGUACCUGACUGAUCUCAUCAAGGUCAUUGACAAAGCGCCUUAUGCAACUGAACGGUGAUGUGUCAUUUUGCACAUAACAUGGAUGUCAAUAGUAAUACUAUGCUUUUGAUCUUCAAAUAGACAGAUCCUUUUGGUACGGGAUGUUCUAAGGAAAAAAAAAUGUCUGGAUGUAACAGGUCUUGUUGGCUUUUGUUCAUAUUAUGGGUGGCAAUGUGUUGUGUAACUAGACCACUGUUUGGUCAACUGCAGUAAUAAAUCUAGUGAUCUCUCUAAUGAUGCUUUUGUUAAUUCGUAA